AUGGCUGGAAAUGAAGAAGGAAAUACAACUCAAAUUUCAGAAAUUAUCCUUUUGGGUUUUGGAGAUCUCCAUGGCCUUCAGUUUCUUCUUUUCUGGAUAUUUCUGGUCAUCUAUGUGAUGACUCUCACGGGCAACAUUGUGAUCCUAAUUGUUGUGUCAGCUGAUCAUUCCCUUCACACACCCAUGUAUUUUUUUCUUGGUCACUUCUCCCUCCUAGAGAUUGGCUACACCAGUACCAUUGAACCCAUGUUGCUGAGAACAUUGCUAUCAGCUCAUGUGACUAUUUCCUUCCCAGCCUGUGCUUGUCAGUUUUACUUUUUUGCUUUCCAGGUAGCUACAGAAUGCUUCUUCCUGGCUGUAAUGUCUUAUGAUCGUUACAUAGCCAUCUGUAACCCACUGCACUACGACAGCAUCAUGGAUCACUGGGGUUGCUUACAGCUUGCUGGUGCCUCGUGGAUGGCUGGUUUUCUGGCCCCCAUCCUCCUCAUGGUUUUUAUUUUUCGCUUAACAUUCUGUUCAGUUAACGUGAUUGAUCACUUCUUCUGUGAUUUGAAGCCCAUCAUGAAACUGACUUGCACUAACACUCAAGCAGUUGAGAUGACCUCUUUUAUAUGCACCUCUUUGUUUGCCCUCGGUCCCUUCUUGCUGACCCUGGCUUCUUAUACUUGCAUCGUCACCACCAUUCUGAGAGCUCCUUCUGCCACAGGGAAGCAGCGGGCCUUCUCCACCUGUUCCUCCCACCUGACAGUGGUCAGUCUCUAUUAUGGAACACUAGGCAUUGUCUAUGGCUUCCCAUCAAGGCCUCAGUAUAAAGACUUAUUAAAAUUGCUUUCCCUUCUGUAUACAGUGCUUACCCCUGCCCUCAACCCUAUUAUUUACACUCUAAGGAAUAAGGAUGUGAAGGUAGCUCUGAGAAAAUUGGUUAAGUGA
Molecule: messenger RNA, 930 nt
Organism: Carlito syrichta (Philippine tarsier)
Lineage: Eukaryota; Metazoa; Chordata; Mammalia; Primates; Tarsiidae
Product: olfactory receptor 10A4-like
Exons: 1
Coding region: 1-930 (309 amino acids)
Biological process (GO): G protein-coupled receptor signaling pathway
Cellular component (GO): membrane
Molecular function (GO): G protein-coupled receptor activity; olfactory receptor activity
Source: RefSeq, a predicted model, not a curated record